Messenger RNA from Eutrema salsugineum, 962 nucleotides. Its product is annotated as E3 ubiquitin-protein ligase MPSR1. Bases 99 to 752 code for a protein of 217 amino acids. Gene Ontology annotation, molecular function: ubiquitin protein ligase activity. Gene Ontology annotation, cellular component: cytoplasm. The record is from RefSeq and is a predicted model, not a curated record. The transcript has a single exon. NCBI's taxonomy places the organism in Eukaryota, Viridiplantae, Streptophyta, Magnoliopsida, Brassicales, Brassicaceae. Gene Ontology annotation, biological process: protein ubiquitination.
AACAAUUUCUAGAUCUUUCCACAACUUUUCAUUAGCAGCUCUUAAAAUCGUUAAAAGCCAUCUUACUCGAUCGAUUAGGAACUAUUCUUUCGUUUCCGAUGGCGACAGAACAAGAAGCUGAAGUUGAAACAGAGACUUCCUCUGUUUCGGGAAGAUUUAUGAGAAACAGAGAUUUAUUCCUUUUCUUGCCUUUUCUCUUAGGCUUCUCUGAUCAAGAAUCAUCAGACGGAGACGAUGCUGCUGUUUCGUCUCGUGAGAGAAUCAUUCUGGUCAACCCUUUUACUCAAGGAAUGAUCGUGCUCGAGGAGUCGUCGGGAUUGAAUCCUCUGCUUCGAGACUUACUUGAAACACGUGAAGAAGGUCAACCUCCAGCGUCCAAGGCUUCCAUCGAAGCGAUGCCGAUCGUUGAUGAUAUCGACGGCUGCGAAGGAGAGUGUGUGAUCUGUUUAGAGGAAUGGAAGACGGAGGAGACGGUGAAGGAGAUGCCGUGUAAGCAUCGGUUUCAUGGAGGAUGCAUAGAGAAAUGGUUAGGGUUUCAUGGUUCGUGUCCUGUUUGUAGGUACGAGAUGCCUGUUGAUGGAGAUGAGGUUGGGAAGAAGAGUAGUGAUGGCAGAGAGAUUUGGGUUAGGUUUAGUUUCGACGGUGGUCGGAGAGUUAGAGAUUCUUCUGGUCAUGACGGUGUAAACAGUGAUGGUGAUGGUAACAUUGUUGGAUCUGAUGGCGCAAGAACUGUUGUUGAGUCUGAGGAUUAGGGUUCAAGAAGAAGGGUUUUGUAGUAACUUGUGCUCUUUUUUUUUGUUGUUCUUGUUCUGGGGAAAGUUAUGAGCUCUUUUUUUUCUUUUCCCAUGAAAAGUUUGGGUUUUUAGUCUUUCCUUCUUUUUUUUCUUCGUCUUUUAUCUAUUUCGUUUCUUGAAUUCAUGUAUUAUAAAGUUGGGGAUUUUCAAGAACUUUUUUUUUCCUUA